AUGGCGGAUCCAGUGGCCGCCGCGCUCAGCCGGCUCAAUCAGACGGUGGAGGAGCUGGGCGCCCUCGCCGAGACGUACGCGAGCAGCGAGGCGUGGCCGCAGGCCAUCGCUAGUCUGAUAUCCCCGUUGGCAGCGCCGGCCACGGCGGCGGCGGCGGCGAGCGCCCUCUCUUACCUCUCUGAACCAGCUGGAGUAGCCGAAAACAGUCACAACAUCAUCCGUGAGGCGGGUGGCAUCCCACCGCUCGUGGCGCUGCUUGCGGGCGGGGCGGAGUCAGUGGCCGCGGAGGAUGCGGCGGGCGCGCUGUUUAAUGUGGCGGCCACGUCGGCCAACAAAGAAGCGAUCCGCGAGGCGGGCGGCAUCCCGCCGCUCGUGGCGCUGCUGGCGGGCGGGGUGGAGUCAGGCGCGGCGGAGAACGCGGCGGCCGCGCUGUGGAACAUGGUGAUCGGUUGCGACGUCAACAGCGACGCCAUCCGCGAGGCGGGAGCCAUCCCGCAGCUCGUGGCGCUGCUAGCGGGCGGGGUGGAGUCCAAGACGGCGGAGAACGCAGCGGGCGCGCUGUUGGGCCUGUCGAGAAAUGAUGGAGCUCACGCUGCUAUCCGUGAGGCGGGAGCCAUCCCGCCGCUCGUGGCGAUGCUGGCGGGCGGGGCGGAGUCCAAGACGGCGGAGAACGCGGCGGGUGUGCUGUGCAACAUGGCAUCCGGGAACACGGCCACCUGCGACGCCAUUCGCGAGGCGGGUGCAAUCCCGCAGCUCGUGGCGCUGCUGGCGGUCGGGACAGAGUCAGGGGCGGCGGAGAACGCGGUGGGUGCGCUGGCGAACCUGGCAAUCGAUUGCGACGUCAACAGAGACGCCAUUCGCGAGGCGGGCGGCAUCCCGUCGCUCGUGGCGCUGCUGGCGGGUGGGGCGGCUUCGGGCGUGGCGGAGACUGCGGCGGACACGUUGAAAGAAAUGGAGCACUUCGACGCGGUGCUGUCGGCCGUCGCCAGCGCCCACGCCGACACCGCCGCCUUCGAAGACUUGCACGCUGCACUCGUCAACGCGGCCACCGCCCGGCUGGAGGCGGCGGAGGCGGGCACCGACGUGGCGGCGCUCGAGCGCGCCAUCGAGCAGGCCGCGGCCGUGGCGGUGGCGGCCGCCGCGCUCGAGCGGGCGCGCGGCCGGGUCGCGGAGAUCAACGGCGAGGCGGAGCGGCGCGCGCGGCGCGAGUCGUUUGGGCUGGGCGCGCUGCCGCCGCCCGAGGAGUUCAACUGCCCGCUGACGCUCGAGCAGAUGCGCGACCCGGUGGUGGCCUCGGACGGCAACUCGUACGAGCGCGCCGCCAUCGAACGCGUGCUCCGCGGCGACGGCCUCAGCCCCUUGACGCGGCAGCCGCUCGAGCGGACCCUCUUCCCCAACCGCGCGCUCAAGCGGCGCAUCGAGGAGUACGAGGAGAGGGACUUGCAGAUCGCGGCGAUGGUCGUGGCGGCGACGGGCGAGCGCGGCGAGGCAAGCGGAAGCGCCGAGCCCGCGCCAAAGCGGAGCCGCACUCGACGCUCCAGCCAGGUGACGUGA
Molecule: messenger RNA, 1554 nt
Organism: Emiliania huxleyi CCMP1516
Lineage: Eukaryota; Haptophyta; Isochrysidales; Noelaerhabdaceae
Exons: 2
Coding region: 1-1554 (517 amino acids)
Biological process (GO): protein ubiquitination
Cellular component (GO): nucleus; cytoplasm
Molecular function (GO): ubiquitin-protein transferase activity; protein binding
Source: RefSeq, a predicted model, not a curated record